AUGGCUUCCGAGCUAGUUAUUUCCGAGCGUGACUUGACCGCGCUCCCAGUGCACUAUGGACGAGAGUGCAUCUCAACUGAGAGCCUGGCUAUCGCGAGAGACGGUCCCUCGAAAGACGUUUCGAAGAAGAGACAGAGUCUCUCGGACUUGUUUACCAUCUUUGCCUGUGGCUUUGCUCUGAUCAGUGAUGGAUAUCAGAACAACCUGAUGACCAUGACCAAUGUCCUCCUCAAAGCUGAAUACCCAAAGGAGUACACCACCGUCGUCAGCACACGUGUGUCUAAUGCACUGCUCGUCGGCGAAGUUCUCGGACAAGUCGUCAUUGGACUGACAUGCGACUACCUGGGCCGCAAGACCGCCAUCGUCUUCACUACCCUUAUGAUCGUCAUUGGAGGAAUCCUUGCUACAGCCUCACACGGCGUGACUAUCAAUGGCAUGUUCUGGAUGAUGACCGUUGCGCGCGGCGUUGUCGGGUUUGGAGCCGGUGGCGAGUAUCCCGCCUCCUCAACCGCGGCCUCAGAAGCAGCAAAUGAUCUCAUGCCCAAACGCCGAGGCCCGGCCUUCAUCAUGGUCACCAACUUCCCCUUAUCAUUCGGAGGACCUUUCGCCGUGUCAAUCUUCCUAAUUGUACUCUGCGCCUGUAGCCAGACACACUACAGCACCGUCUGGCGAGUAUGUUUCGGCAUUGGAUGCGUCUGGCCAUUGUCGAUCUUCUACUUCCGAAUCCGCAUGCUGAACUCCGUUCUCUACCGCCGUGGCGCAAUCAAGAGACAUGUUCCCUACAAACUCGUGCUACGAUACUACUGGAGAUCAUUGAUUGGGACAUGUGGAGCCUGGUUCCUCUAUGGUAAAAACAGAAACCCCUACACAUAUACAUCUACCCUUUCUACAAAGUACAACCUACUAACAUACCAAACCCCAGACUUCGUCACUUUCCCAAACGGCGUCUUCUCCGGCACAAUAAUCUCCAGCGUCGUCCACAACGGCACAAUCCUCCAAACAGGCGAAUGGCAACUCCUACUCGGAGCAAUUUCCCUGCCCGGCGUAUUCUUCGGCGCGCUCCUCUGCGACCGCCUCGGCCGCAAACAAAUAAUGAUGAUCGGCUUCAGCGGAUAUCUAAUCUUCGGUCUAAUAAUCGGCUGCGCCUACGACCGCGUGACGAAGAUCGUCCCACUCUUCGUCGUUUUCUACGGACUCAUGCAGAAUUCGGGGAACUUCGGGCCGGGGAAUAUGCUAGGUCUCAUCUCAUCUGAGUCUUAUGCCACUGGUGUGCGCGGCACUUGCUAUGGGCUUUCGGCGGCUAUUGGGAAGGCUGGGGCUGCUCUUGGGACGCAGGCUUUCUUGCCUAUUAAGAAUCACUUGGGGAAUAAGUGGACUUUUAUUAUUGCUGCUAUUUGCGGGGUUGUUGGGGUUAUUGUUACUUGGGUUUUUGUGCCGGACUUGUCCGGGGAGGAUCUCAGGGUUCGGGAUGAGAACUUUCGUGCUUAUCUUGUUUCUAUGGGUUGGGAUGGGGAUAUGGGGGAGGACGAUUUGAAGGCGAUGGCUGAUCAGGGCCGUGGUUCUGGUGAGGCUAUUGCUGCUCCGCAGUUUACUAAGGGCUAG
Molecule: messenger RNA, 1602 nt
Organism: Penicillium canescens
Lineage: Eukaryota; Fungi; Ascomycota; Eurotiomycetes; Eurotiales; Aspergillaceae
Exons: 5
Coding region: 1-1602 (533 amino acids)
Biological process (GO): carboxylic acid transport; transmembrane transport
Cellular component (GO): plasma membrane
Molecular function (GO): carboxylic acid transmembrane transporter activity
Source: RefSeq, a predicted model, not a curated record